Phytophthora nicotianae INRA-310 is the source of this 1372-nucleotide messenger RNA. RefSeq lists its product as hypothetical. Lineage: Eukaryota; Oomycota; Peronosporomycetes; Peronosporales; Peronosporaceae. The transcript is spliced from 2 exons. The record is from RefSeq and is a predicted model, not a curated record. The coding region runs from base 78 to 1184 and encodes 368 amino acids.
CUCUGUUGAAAGAAACAGCUAUCGCGCGCCCCAGGUCGCCGAUAUUAUCAUAGAGCUCCGGUUGCUACCGCUUUGCAAUGCUCCGCUUCGCAUUGGCCGCGGCUGGGCUCUCAGUCUACUUCGUCGCCGUGCAGGCGUCGGUCUCCGUAACCAUCUCUAAUAGUUGCUCCGAGUCCGUCGCGCUGUAUGACAACAGCGCAACCACGACGCUUGCCUCUGGUAGCUCCACCACGCGCACACUGGCAAACGGAUACGUGGGCAUGUUCCGCAAUGGGGUCUCCGAUGAAGCUACUUUGGCCGAAAUCUCUGUGGACUCCGACGGUACGCCUUGGUAUGAUAUCAGUAUCAUUCCGCCUGACCCUGGUAGCUGCACGAGUUUGAGCGCCUGCCAGGCUCAGACCGGCAAAACGGGUUUCAAUACAGCCAUGCAAAUCACUCCGCAGGAUAAUGUCGGUGAGGAUACGUGCAAGGUACUGACCUGCGAGGCCGACGGAUGUGCGGAUGCCUAUCAGUACCCGAGCGACGACACUAAGACACAUACAUGCCCGAAAGGCACGAACUUUGAAGUGACGUUCUGCCCCGGUGGCAGUGGCGCUAGCACUAGCAGCACUUCGGCCUCCAGCACCUCAAGCAUACCUACACCCACGCCUACUACAGCUACUCCGACACCGACCACUGCCACACCAACGGCCACGCCGACUCCGACGCCAACGGAAGCGCCGGUCUCGAGUUCGGCUUCGGCUUCGGGUAGUACUGGAAUUCAAGUUCAGUCUCAGAACUACGCUGGCAACUUCACAUUGAGCAGCUCGAGUGAUAGUGCCAGUGCCGGCUCAGCAGGUAAUGCUGGUGUGGAGUCUGCUGGUGACGCUACCGAAUCCACCACGACGUCGACGAAUUCCACUGUGCAAUCCACCGGUAAGACUACGACGAACUCUAACGACUCGGACGGGGCUAUGGAAGUGACGACCAAGUCGUCGGACAACAGCACGUCAUCGCUCACCUACAUUUUCGUGAUCGGUGGUUGUGUGGCUGGCAUCGCCUCUGGUGGCUUCAUCUACGCUGUGCAACAGAAGAAGAAGGCUCUGGAUAUUGUGGCCAAGAGCCCCAUGGACAAUGGCGAUCGCUCAUGCCGCGAUGUGUCGGUGCUGGUGUCAACCCCGGACAACCUCAGCGCCCGUUUGUAGUCAAGUGACAAACUCUCUCCUCUCAAGCGCUCGGCGCUACCUUCACGACGUGGACCUUUACAGUCAUUUGACUUCGUAUGGCUUUUGACUUGAUAGUGUGCUUGCUCUUCCACGUCAAGGCGCACAUAGUGCGUGUAGUUAGCAGUAAUAAUGCAUCAUCCUAGCUUAGUGCUGGUGUGAAAGUCACU